Esox lucius (northern pike) is the source of this 3088-nucleotide messenger RNA. RefSeq names its product solute carrier family 16 member 13 (gene slc16a13). The record is from RefSeq and is a predicted model, not a curated record. Gene Ontology annotation, biological process: transmembrane transport; monocarboxylic acid transport. Bases 345 to 1841 code for a protein of 498 amino acids. NCBI's taxonomy places the organism in Eukaryota, Metazoa, Chordata, Actinopteri, Esociformes, Esocidae. Gene Ontology annotation, molecular function: monocarboxylic acid transmembrane transporter activity. The transcript is spliced from 7 exons.
CUAAUAUUCUGAAUACAGCAAUUGUUGAAGCUAGUGGCAUUGUUUAGAUCUUGUAACUUUGCUGUGUUCUUUGAAAAGCACCUGUUUAUUAAAAUCCUUCAAGCUGGGUCCACACAUUGCCGGUUCAGGGAAAUCCUCUGAACAAUUUCAUAGGGAACUGACGAGUGGGAGUUGCGGCAAUGUAGCAGCCAGCUUAACAAAACCACUGAGGACAGAGUUCAACAGUAAUCUCUUGUAGUCACUUCACAGUUCAUUAGUAGCCGUCACUUGGACACAUGGAUUCUACCUUCUAGUCAGGUUUUUCCAGAGAACCGAAGACUACCCUACAUUAACCUACAUUUGCCAUGGCCAGUCCACAAGCCCUCAAAGGGCCCCGGAGCCAGCCGGCAUCUCCAGAUGGGGGCCGGGGCCGGGGCUGGAUGAUGGUGGGUGCCCUGUUCAUGUGCUCCGCCCUGGUGUUUGGGAUCAUCCGUAGCCUGGGGGUCUUCUUCGUGGAGUUCGUGCUGUACUUUGGGGAAAGUGCCCAGGCCAUCUCCUGGAUCACGUCAAUUGGACUGGCUAUGCAGCAGUGCAUCAGUCCGGUGGGCACAGCGCUGUGUAAUGCGUACGGAGCCAGACCUGUGGUGAUGGCGGGAGGUUUUCUCUCCGGACUGGGCAUCAUCCUGGCCUCGCAGGCCACCUGCGUCACACACCUCUACCUCACCAUGGGCAUCAUCUCAGGUUCUGGAUGGGCACUGGUCUUCACCCCCAUGGUGGCGUCGGUGAUGCAGUACUUCACGCUGCGGCGCUCCCUGGCCAUGGCGCUGGGCUUCACGGGUAUAGGCCUGUCGUCGUUCGUCUUCUCGCCCUUCUUCCAGCUGCUCUUGGAGAUGUAUGCCUGGCGUGGGGCCCUGCUCAUCCUGGGCGGCCUCAGUCUCAACAUGGUGGCCUGCGGGGCCCUCAUCAGGCCCCUGGGGGCCCCCAAGGCUGUAGCAGCGUUGGCCCCGGGUAAACAGGUCUGGUCCUGCUCCUCCAUCCUAUGGCGGUGUUACUCCUACCUGGAGCUGUCUCUCCUCUUUCAGCGGCCUUUCCUCACCUACAGCCUGGCCCUCUCCUUUUUCAACUGCGGCUACUUCGUGCCAUAUGUCCACCUGGUGGCCCACAGUCGUCACGAGGGCUUCACUGAGUACCAGGCUGCCUUCGUCAUCUCGGCCACAGGUAUAAGCGACAUUGUGGGCCGUGUGGUGGCCGGCUGGUCCUCUGACCUGGGUCGCUUCCGCCUCCUCCACCUGCUGACCCUCUGGACGGGCCUGACGGGCCUCUUCCUCCUCCUCCUGCCCCUGGGCUCCAUGGGCGGGACAUCCUACCCGGGUCUGCUGACCGUCGGCCUGCUUUACGGGUUCUGCUCCGGCGCCAUGACCCCGCUGGUGUUCGCCGCAGUGCCGGAGAUCGUGGGCAUGGAACGGAUGCUGGGCGCUCUGGGGCUCCUGCAGAUGAUCGAGAGCUCGGGCGGACUGCUGGGGGCACCGCUGUCAGGUUGGCUAAAGGAUCAGACGGGGAGUUACACCGCUUCCUUUUUGGUCGCCGGGGGAUUCCUCCUGCUGGGUACCAUGGUAACAACCACUCUGCCUCACUUCUGGUCCUGUGCUAACCCGUCCGCUCUCCGGAGAGACACCCAGAAUCAGAGUCAGCAGGACCAGGGUCCCGAAAUCGGCCUUAUGACAAGCUCCAUAUCAGACAAACUGAACUACAUAGAGAACAAACCACACCCUCAACUGGACCAUAAUGGCCUCCAGGCGGAACCGGCCGAGCACAUCACUCUAAACCAAAGCAGGACCAGUGAUGACAAUACCAAAUGCUGAUUGGUUGUGGGGUGCUAGCAACCAUACCUCAUCGAACCAAAACCAGCAAUAAUUAUUCCUUUCAUAUAUUAUGUGCCUGUGAAUCUGACCAAUAAGUUAGCUGAGCUUUCUUCCUUUCUUAUGUACCAAUUUUGUAUAUUACAAUGAGAAACAGGAAACAGUUGCCAAGUGUAUUUUGGCCUUUAUUUACUGUGACACUUAGGAGAACGAGUUAUCAAGUAAGCAGCACUCCAUGAGCUUCCAAGACAGGAAACUAGUCAAAGCACUGCACACGCAUUGUUUGAUCCUGACCAAAACCUCCAGCAUGUUUGCACUGCAACCAAAAAGAGAGUCCCAACCGGGUCACUAAAGCACAGCAGCAUAGUUUGCAUAAUAACCUGAAUCAGGGGUGGGAAAACUUUUUGAUUCAAGGCCCACAUGGGCAUUUUGAAGUUCAACAGAGGGCUGUAAAUAUUUUUUUAUUUGAUGUAAAAUGUGUUUGUCGAAAUCUAUUUUUGCUGGCCAGAAAAGCACAGUUAUUGACACACAUAUAGGUCUAUAAUAAUUAUUAUUAUGUACUUUGCAUCAAGUUUGAGAUGUUUAGUAGAGGGUUUGUGAUUUUAAUAACCACAUAAAACAUAAAUUGGGCCGGAUUUAAUCGUAUUUAUGAUUAUAUUUGCAAAUAUAUAUGCCAUAUUAUGAAAAGCAGCCAGAAUCAGUAUAUUAGCCUGUCUUCUAAUUUGAUUGUAGAAAAAAUGAACAGACCUUCUGAAAUAAAUUAACUGCGAGAUGGUAUAUUAAUUUCUGAAUACAAAUGUGUCUGCCUACCAAGAAUGUGAGCCAGCUGAGCCUAGUAACGUACAGUUACUGUAGCCUAGUAUACAGUUUUAAGUUACUGUAGUUACUGUAACAAUGCACUAAUACUAUAGCUGCUGAGCAAUGCAUUCCAAGCUAGCACCACUAAAGCUAAGGGUAGCUAGGUAGCCAGCGAAUUUAUAAAUAUGUAUAUCUAUUUCAGAUGUUAGGGGAUGAACUUCCAACUUUGUCAGACAGUGAGGGUGAAAACCACAGCGGGAAGGAUUGGUUCACCAGUAAACCAAUGUAUGUUGUAUGUUAGCUAAUAACCAAUAUAAUAUCAACAGGGGCGACAUUAGGGCUCAGCCCCACCUGUUGUCAACAGAAAUAAAUGUUAUUUUUAUUUCUCGAAGAUGACUUCCUAUCAUUUAUCAAUGAAUUUAGCAUCUUCCUGAAUUGCAUUUAAUUUGUGU